Messenger RNA from Micropterus salmoides (largemouth bass), 1043 nucleotides. It is a transcript of the gene kgd4, whose product is annotated as mitochondrial ribosomal protein S36. Lineage: Eukaryota; Metazoa; Chordata; Actinopteri; Centrarchiformes; Centrarchidae. Bases 366 to 710 code for a protein of 114 amino acids. The transcript has 5 exons. The record is from RefSeq and is a predicted model, not a curated record. Gene Ontology annotation, biological process: 2-oxoglutarate metabolic process.
AAAUUAAAAGAUAUAUGGUAUAUGGUGUGAUAUUCAGACAGUAGUCUUGUAUUGACAUUUCCCGAUAUAACACAGGCACCGAACCUUUUAAUUGCUUUAUGAGACUACAGGCCUUUGAAGCCUUACCUCGAAUGGUUUUGCUUUGUAAAUUAGAGGAUUAAGGUCUUUGGUACAUUUUUAUAUGUCCUUUAUUGACACGAGGCUGACUUACAGUUACAACCCGGCUGCACCAUGGCCUGAGGAUCUGACCUAGCAGAACAACCAGUGGGACAACACAUCUGUCGACUGCUUGUCAUUACCAGAAAGGUAAAGACAUAGAUCAGCUGCAAGGAGCUUUUUAUACCGGAAGUAAACGUGAGGUCGCGAUGGGGAGCAAAGUCAGCUCCAAAAUGGCUGCUCCCACCGCCCGAGUGAUCCAGGCUGUUCGGCCUCACGCUCCUCUGAUCAAGUUCCCCAAUAGACAAGGCAUCCCAAAGCCCAAUGCACAAGAGGUGUUGAAAACGUUAGCAGUUAACUUCCAACCACACAACUCUCCGGGUUCCCCUUCAGCUGCAGCGCCGCCUCCAUUAUCAAGACCUCAUGUACCUUUGACCCCAAUCCCUGGCACGCCAGACACCAUGGCCUCUAUUCAGCAACUAACUUCGAGAUACCGCAGGAGACCGUUGACAGUGGAAGAAAUGGACUACAUCCAGCGCGGUGGACCCGAGUGACAUGAAGCGAUUCAACCAAACCUUAUCCGUUGGAGAUCAGUACGUGUCUUUAAUUCUGUUCCUCAGCCCAAGAGAGCCUAAUGCCACAUGAGACAUGAUGUAGAAUAAAGUACUUCAUUAAUCCUGUUUAAAAUGUACAUAUGUUUAUUUUUUUAGAUGUUAAAUCUUAAUUGUAUUUGAAGUUCAUACUAAAGGGACAUCUUCAUUGUGUUACACGCAGCAAAGCCAUAACUAUAGCUUACAGGGUUUCCUUAUUUACUUCACUGCAAUUACUCCUUACAGAUUUCUGGUUUUUGUUCAACAUUAGUUUAACAUAAUACCAGCUUAACGCAG